GCGGGCUAACAACAUUAGCUCCUGUCAGUGCUGUACCACAACAAGAGGCAGGCACUUGCGCCGACAUUUGCGAGUUUUAGACACCAUGGAGGACAAUGAAGAUCCAGCAACCGGUGGCGAUAAGACGAGGGACCCUCAGGAGGACCGCUUCAGGUUGCACAUGGUGACAUGGAAUGUGGCUACAGCAGAUCCUCCUGCUGACCUGAGUUCAUUGCUCCAUCUGAACUCUCCUGGGUCACCGGACCUCUACAUCAUUGGUCUGCAGGAGGUCUACUCAGGACCAGUGAGAUUUGUUACAGAUACUCUCUUCGACGACCCAUGGAGCCAUUUAUUAACAUCAGCUUUGGCACCAAAGAACUAUGUGAAGGUGUCUUCCAUCAGAAUGCAAGGUCUGCUCCUGCUCAUCUUCUCCAAACUGGAGCAUCUGUCCUUCAUCAGAGACAUCAAGGAAACUUACACGCGCACCGGAGUCUUUGGCUAUUGGGGGAACAAAGGGGGAGUGUCAAUCCGCCUGUCUUUCUAUGGCCACCUGCUCUGCUUCCUAAACUGUCACCUGGCAGCUCACAUGCAGUUUGCCUCUGAGCGCGUGGAUGAGUUUGAGCAUAUCGUUGAGACGCAGAGUUUUGAGUGCGAGAAGGCUCCAAGAAUUCUCGACCACCGGCUGGUGUUCUGGUUCGGAGAUCUCAACUUCAGGAUCCAGGACCAUGAAAUGCACUUUGUCCGCUCCUGUAUUCACAAUCAAACCUACGACCUGCUCUGGAGCAAGGAUCAGUUGAACUUGAUGAAGAGUGAGGUGCGGGUACUUCAGGAGUUCGAGGAGGGAGCGCUGAACUUUCAACCCACGUACAAGUUUGAUGUGAACUCCAACGAUUACGACAGCAGGACUUUAAAGACAUGGUUUGCUCUGAAUGGGAAGAAGCGUAAACCUGCCUGGACAGACAGGAUUCUGUGGAGGCUCACACCACACAACAGGCCUCCUCUGGAGCCAGAAGAGGACGAGGACUUCCCUCUGAAGGUCAGGCAGGACUUGUACACAAGCCUCAUGGAGUACAGCAUCAGUGACCACAAGCCUGUUGUUGGCUUGUUCACGCUGGAGCUGAGGAAGAUGUUCCACACUCCUUUGGUGAGCCUGCAGCCAGAGGGAGAGUGGACGGCAGACAUUGAUGCCCUCCUUCUAUACAAGCCUCUUCAGUCCUUCCAGUCCAGCCCGUGGGACUGGAUCGGCCUUUAUCAGGUGGGAUUCUCCAGCAUCAGGGACUACAUCACCUACACAUGGGUCAAAGACGGUGAAGUGGCUUUAAAUGACCAGGAAAUCCAGGUCUAUAUGGGUAAAGACGGGAUCCCUGUCCGAGGAGGGGAGUGUGUGCUGGGUUACUUCAGUGGCGUCCAUCAGUGCAUCGUCGGAGUCAGUGAGCCGUUUAAGGUUCAGGAGUCCAAGGCAGCAGUUGAAGCCGCUCUAGCAGAUGAUUUUAUCAAUGGAUGGGACCAGAGGUGGAAGUGAGGAGUCCUUGUCACUGUGAAACUCACAUCAGCUAACACCAACAUCCCUCAUCCAAAUAUGAGAUCAGGUUUACUACUACUACUUAAAGGAGUAUAAAGGACUUUUUUUAAAAAAGAAGAUUGCUCACCUGAGCUACAGGAUCCUGCUGCUUGGUUUCUCAGUGGAGAUUUGUAAAUAAUGCCGGAGCUUAGUUCUUUUUAUUCCUGUCCAUGUUUCUGUGUUUGAAAGUAAAGCUGCUCUUAAGACAGAAGAAGGGAAAAGUAGGGACUGCGAAGAGAGAUGAAGAUCCUUUGAGCCGCUGGAUUCAUGCUGGAGGAGAAUGUUGAUGCCAUCGAAGUAUGGAUCUGCUUUUAGUCUGUGUUUUUAUCCGUUUCCCAAGUUACUGUACAGUUCAGACAGCCAGGAUUGAUUCACAUUUAAGCUGUAUAUUUUUGACUUUUACGUGCAGUAAACACACUGCCAAAGGCUGUAUUUACUACUUUCUUUUAUCUCACCGUUUAUGCUCUCCUGGAUGACUUGAACCUUUGUUUGUCAGAAUUAUCAUUAGCUCACUUGCACUUGUAUUUAAUGUUUUAAGUAAAACGAUUGCCUGUGUGUUGUUAUGGAGCUCGUAUUGUUUGGUUCUUUGUUGGUCAAUAUUGUCUGAGAGACAUGUGAAGUCAUCAAGUGCCUUUUGAACGACCUCAGCUUUAUAUUUCCUGUGCUCUUCAAAUGAAGAUUCAUGUUUGAGAAGUGCUGUCUCAACCUUGCACCUUUAAUGACUCGCUCUGUGAAAGCUUUUCUGUGUAAGCGACUUCGCGUUUUAAUGUACUGUAACUGCGCUGCAAAUGAUUAUAUAUAAAAAGUCACUUUA
Molecule: messenger RNA, 2354 nt
Organism: Synchiropus splendidus (mandarinfish)
Lineage: Eukaryota; Metazoa; Chordata; Actinopteri; Syngnathiformes; Callionymidae
Gene: inpp5ka
Product: inositol polyphosphate-5-phosphatase Ka
Exons: 14
Coding region: 86-1501 (471 amino acids)
Biological process (GO): negative regulation of phosphatidylinositol 3-kinase/protein kinase B signal transduction; negative regulation of peptidyl-serine phosphorylation; negative regulation of glycogen biosynthetic process
Cellular component (GO): plasma membrane; cytoplasm; endoplasmic reticulum
Molecular function (GO): inositol bisphosphate phosphatase activity; phosphatidylinositol-4,5-bisphosphate 5-phosphatase activity; phosphatidylinositol-3,4,5-trisphosphate 5-phosphatase activity
Source: RefSeq, a predicted model, not a curated record